UUUUUCAGUGUCGGUUGGAGCGCGCGCGCGACGCCCGCACGACCACCCUCGAUUUAAGAUCAAUACACAAAUACUAAUAAGAACAACUAAAGAAUGUCCAUUGAACCAAUUGCAUUGUAUCCCCCUCACCCAUCGACGGUCCGUGCUCAAGCGACAUCCCUCACGUAUGACAAGGUCAAUGGCCGUGUUGCGUACGCCAUGGGCCGGUCGAUAUUCGUCAGGCCCGUCGACCCCCACAGCGCCGUCAAGUCAUUCCAAUUUCUGAAACACACGGCACCCACCACCGUGGCAGCGUUCGCCCCCAACGGCAACUACAUCGCCAGCGGUGAUGAGAGUGGCCAUGUCAAGAUCUGGGACACUUCGGUGUAUGGAGAUAAAGAUGUGUUGAAAGAGGCGCCAUUAGUCAAGAGUGAUUUUCCCAUUCUUUCAGGAGCCAUCAAGUCGAUUGCCUGGGAUGCCGACAACUCGCGAGUGAUUGCGGUAGGCGAAGGAAAGGAGAAGUUUGGCCACUGCUUCACGUGGGACUCGGGAAACUCGAUUGGCGAGAUCCAGGGCCAUUCGGACGUGAUUAAUACGGUGGACAUCAAGGCACAACGGCCGUACCGUGCCGCCACCGCCGGCAACGACAAGGCGGUGGUGUUCUACACGGGGCCACCUUUCAAGUUUGACAAAAGUAUCCGGGAUCACCACACAAACACCGUAAGAGCCGUCAAAUUCUCUCCUGACGGUAAAUACCUUUUAAGUGUGGGUUCCGAUCGGUUGGUAGUGGUGUACGACGGCAAGACGGGCGAGUUUGUGACGAAGAUCGAGAACGCCCAUGAAGGAGGUAUUUUCGGCGUGUGGUGGUUUGGCGAUUCAAAGAAGUUUGCAACCUGUUCUGCUGAUAAUAGUGUUAAGGUGUGGUCUGUCGAAUCAUGGGAACUGACACAGACCUUAAAAGUAGGAGAUGCAGUCACUGUUGAAAACCAGUUGGUGGGGCUUGUGGUAACUGACAAGUAUAUUAUUGCCCUUUCGUUGAAUGGGAACUUGAACUAUUUCGAUGUUGAUGACGGAUCGUUGCAAGUGGUGCAGGGCCACCAGAGUGCCAUCACCGCGACCCUCGUGGUGGGCCACUCAUUGGUGACAGGAGGCUCAGACGGGAGUAUUUACAAGUGGACCAUCGACGGGGACUCGUUGAAGCUGGUGCCGCAGUUUGUGGGUGGCCACAGCAACUACGUGGUGGACUUGGCGUACGAUAAAAACUUAAUUUCUGUGGGCUGGGACGAUAAGUUGAAGGUGUGGGACCUUGACAACGGCACCCUGGUGUCGGAGACAGUUUUGGUAGCGCAGCCCAAGAAGUUGGUGAAGCAGAAUGGAUCGGUGAGUGUAUUGUUUGAGAAUAGUCUCACAGACUUCACCAUCACCGAGCUGAUCCAAAAGGGUACCGACACCGUGUUGAAGUACGACUCAAGUGAUGUCGACGUUUUGGCCGAGAAGUUGUUGCUCACCAACUUGCUGGACAACAAGAUCGAGUCUGCGUCUUUGAAAUUCGAUGUUAUUAGAGGAAGUCCUUCGCUUGUGAGGGUGUCUCCCGAUGAGCAGUACGUGGCUCUCGGAGAUUCGACUGGAAAAUACAUUAUCUACAAUGCUGAUGCCAGUAUCAAAACCACCCGAUGGACGUAUCACACAAGCAAAAUCGUGGACGCUAAAUGGAGCCCUGACUCACAGUUUCUCUUGAGUGGUGGGUUAGAUAGCAAUUUAUUGGUGUACUCGAUCAAGAGAAUUUCCAAGGUGGUGCAGGCUCCAUUGGCACACCAGCUGGGGAUUUCGCGGGUCGAGUGGCUUCACUACGAUUUCGAAGGGUCUGGUCACGGGGUGGUGGCAUCCACGGGGUUUGACGGGGCAGUCAAGGUGUGGAAAGUAGACUUAUCAGUGUUCAAGUAAUGGGCCGUUGCUGCGCGAGGCAGGUGCGCGGCAGAUAACACCUCUUUUUAUCCGGAUAUAUGCUGAGGUAAGCCUUCUGACAGGUUUUCGCACCUCGCCAUAUAAUUUUUAUCAUGAGGAAUACAAGAUAGAGUAUGCUGGUUCCCAUGCAUCAGGAGCCUUGUCGCCAGUUAUAUGGCCUGCUGGUAUGUUUCCCGUCUUGUGUCUAUAUAGAAAUGAACAGUCGUACCCCGCGUCGUAUAAA
This is a messenger RNA of Yamadazyma tenuis ATCC 10573, 2167 nucleotides long. Lineage: Eukaryota; Fungi; Ascomycota; Pichiomycetes; Serinales; Debaryomycetaceae. The record is from RefSeq and is a predicted model, not a curated record.